Talaromyces amestolkiae is the source of this 1467-nucleotide messenger RNA. RefSeq lists its product as uncharacterized. NCBI's taxonomy places the organism in Eukaryota, Fungi, Ascomycota, Eurotiomycetes, Eurotiales, Trichocomaceae. The record is from RefSeq and is a predicted model, not a curated record. The transcript has 3 exons. Gene Ontology annotation, molecular function: metallodipeptidase activity. Gene Ontology annotation, biological process: proteolysis. Bases 1 to 1467 code for a protein of 488 amino acids.
AUGACAGAUCUGGUGGCAGACAGGCCAUUAAGCAUCCCAGAGGAGCUGGAGAGCAACAGCAAUCAACAAUAUGAAACGGCGCUCAUCGUUCAACCUCGGCGCCGGAUUUCUGGAAUUUGGAAUUGGCGAUAUACUCUAGGAAUUGCAGGGCUCGCUGUUCUCUUUUCCCCAUUGACCUCGGUGGUCAGUUGGCUAAUUCCGGGAGAGAUACCUAUCGACCCUACUGACUAUGCUCUACGAACGAGGCGGGUAUUGCAGUCAUCGCCGCUGAUCGAUGGACAUAAUGAUUUGCCGUGGCUGUUACGAGUCGAACUGCAAAAUCGUAUCUACAACGGACGCUUCGAUCCAACACAGCGUCUACUAGGUCAUACCGACAUCAAUCGCAUGAAGCAGGGUUUAAUGGGUGGGCAAUUCUGGAGUGUCCAUGUCCAUUGCGACAAGGCGCAAAAGCACUUCGAUGAUCCGUCGUGGCUGGUACGAGACACGUUGGAGCAGAUAGACGUCGCCAAACGAUUUAUUGCCGAGUAUCCAGAUGUGUUUACGUACUGUACCACCCCUUCAUGCGUACGCACUGCUUUCAAGUCCGGCAAAAUAUCCAGCAUGCUCGGUAUCGAGGGCGGCCAUCAGCUGGGAGGUUCUAUAGCUUCGAUUAGGCAAGCCUACGAACUAGGGGUACGGUAUAUUACAACGACGCAUAAUUGCGACAAUGCAUGGGCCACAUCGGCGUCAACAGUAGCGGCAGGAGGUAGGGAUCAGGGACUCACGACAUUUGGUGCCGCCUAUGUGCAAGAGAUGAAUCGACUUGGAAUGAUGCUCGACUUGUCACACGUGUCCCAUCAGACAAUGCGAGAUGUUUUGUCAAUUACUCGGGCACCUAUUAUCUUCUCUCACUCGGGAGCUUUUGCAAUCACACCACACCUACGUAACGUUCCAGAUGAUGUGCUUCGGAGCGUCCGCAGAAAUGGUGGCAUCGUGAUGGCCGUAUUUGUUAACCGAUUUCUUAACAUGGAGGAGCCUAGCGCAGUGACAAUCCACGAUGUCGUCGACCACAUCUGGCAUCUGGCCGAUGUCACAGGCUGGGAACAUGUCGGCCUUGGCUCCGACUUUAGUGGAACGCCGCACACACCGGCCGGACUUGAGGACGUAUCAAAGUUUCCGGACUUGGUUGAACUACUCAUGGCUCGCGGGGCGACAGAUGAUCAAAUACGACUCCUCGUUGGUGAGAAUUUACUUCGCGUCUGGGCGGACAUUGAGCGACGAGGACGGGAGAUCCAAGCAGAGGGUUCCAGGCCGAUCGAGGACGAGUGGGAAGGCCGAAAAUGGCACACACAUUACAGGAGUUCACCCUAUAUGUAUCGGUCUACUCGGGAGAGAGCUAUCAGGGAGGGAUGGGGCGAGCCUAAUCAGUUCAACGUGGGCAAAACGGGCAAACACGAGCAGAUUUUCAAGGCCGAUGACGAUAUCUGA